UCUCUCUCUCUCUCGCUAUAGCUUGUAGCCUUGUAGUGUCUAACACAGAACCGCUCUGCUUUCUGAAACAAGCUACUUUUUACUCAAAUGGGUGCCUCAGGAAAAUGGCUAAAAUCACUAAUCACUCUAAAGAAGCCCCACACAACAAACCACGACAAGGUGGAGGAUAAGACCAAGAAGAAAUGGAGGCUGUGGAGGAGCUCGUCAGAGGGCAUGAAUAGGGGCCACAAGUUUGCGUCUAAGGCGUCCAAUUCUUCCUCUGGUGCUUUCAAUGCUGCCAUUGCUACUGUAAUGAGAGCACCGCCUAAAAAUUUCAUGGUGAUCAAGCAAGAAUGGGCUGCCAUUCGGAUCCAAACCGUGUUUCGAGGCUUCUUGGCGAGACAGGCUUUGAGGGCUUUGAAAGCAGUGGUGAGGCUUCAAGCUAUCUUUCGAGGCCGGCAGGUUCGGAAGCAAGCUGCUGUUACACUGAGGUGCAUGCAGGCUCUUGUUCGGGUUCAGGCUCGAGUAAGGGCACAGAGUGUCAGGACAUCCUUAGAAGGGCUAGGUUUACAAAAAUUAUUGGAUGAACACCUAGCUGAUCCCAUCAAGCAGACUGAGAAAGGAUGGUGUGAUAGUCCUGGAACCAUUGAUGAAAUCAGAGCAAAGCUACAAAUUAGGCAAGAAGGAGCUCUCAAGAGGGAGAGAGCAAUUGCCUACUCCCGCUUUCAACAGCAACCAAGAUUUUCUGCUAGUCCCAUGUCAAGAACCAGCAAGUCAGUGACUUCUCCCAAGCAUCAUAGGCAAGAUAAGAACAUCUCUGGAUGGAGCUGGUUAGACCGAUGGAUGGCGGUCAAGCCAUGGGAAAGCAGAUUGAUGACUAACCCCUCAGAACUGACUCCAUUGUCUAGUAAAAGCGAUGAUCAAGUUCUCAGUUUUCAUCCAUAUUCUUCAGAUCAUGACUUGGUGAAAGUAAGAAGGGAGAAUGUCACAACUAGGAUCUCAGCUAGACCACUUUCAGUUGGUCAAAUUAGUCACUCAUCUUCUGCCCCAAGUUCCGAAUCUCUAUACGAUGAGAGCCGUGCAUCAACUUCAUCUACAUCCACAUCUCCAACUCUAGUAUCUAGUAACACUCUCUUGAUGGAAACAAUAGGGGAAAGGAAUCUCCAUACGCCCAGCUACAUGAAUCUCACAGAGUCAACUAGAGCUAAGCAAAGAGCUUGCAGGUAUUUCUCUGACAGUUUGCAGAGUCCUUUUAUGGAAGAUUUUCUGUGCCAUAAAAAGCCAACGGUAGUUUCUAGUGGAGAUAUGAGGAGCAUUGCUGGUUCUAAUCCUUCAGUUGAUUUGAGCAAAGAUCUGUACCCACCAGUUUCAUUGGUUAGACACAAUCGAGUAAUAUAUCAACAACACUAAGCGAGAUUAUAACUUGCCAUAAGGAGUAAGAGGCUUAGUCAAACUUAAAUGUCCAAGUUCCAUAAGUUCAACAGCUUGUUGCCCCUUGCGAUUUUGAAACGGUUAUAGUAAAAUAGAGACUCACGUACAUCAAAGGAUGAAUGAGAAAUACCCAACAUAUUAAUUAAAGGAAAGAAAACACUGGUUGAGAUAUGAACACCUGUAUUAGGAGCAAUUGUGUUCAUGGAAUGUGGUUGUUCAAUGGAGUUUGAAUAGCAUCAUUAUCUUAAGUGUAUUACUUCACAAACAAGGUCUGUUUGUUUGGCAUGUAUAUGAGUGAAUGUGUUCAUACAA
Alnus glutinosa is the source of this 1722-nucleotide messenger RNA. Its product is annotated as protein IQ-DOMAIN 8-like. The coding region runs from base 88 to 1389 and encodes 433 amino acids. Lineage: Eukaryota; Viridiplantae; Streptophyta; Magnoliopsida; Fagales; Betulaceae. The record is from RefSeq and is a predicted model, not a curated record. The transcript is spliced from 5 exons. Gene Ontology annotation, molecular function: protein binding.